AUGACAGCCGUCAACUACCCCCCCUUGUUGGCUGCACUGGGCACAUACGCUUGGCCAAAGGGCGCUAGCCGCUCUCAUAAGGUUUCCCGCUCUGGUCCCCCAGGGUCGCCUGCAUACGCAUGCUGCCAUCUCGUCACCGAUUGUGCCGUUCCCGUCUCGUCUGGCCUCAAACAGAUGGGCACGGAGCCGAGGAUGCUUUCGGAGAGUUUUUGUUGUUUUGUUGUAUGGCAUCCAACGACUGGAGCUCCUCCCGGUCGCGGUUCCAUUCUUCCUGGAUUCAUACCCCGCCUAUUUGCCUUUGCUGCCCUGCAUGUUCAAGUGUCAAACAUGAAUCGCUGGACGUCAACGCACCGUGAGCUUUGA
Messenger RNA from Colletotrichum destructivum, 363 nucleotides. RefSeq lists its product as uncharacterized. The record is from RefSeq and is a predicted model, not a curated record. Bases 1 to 363 code for a protein of 120 amino acids. NCBI's taxonomy places the organism in Eukaryota, Fungi, Ascomycota, Sordariomycetes, Glomerellales, Glomerellaceae. The transcript has a single exon.